AUGGUGAGGCUGUGUUGGGCGCUGCGCCGGGCGCGGGGCUGGGGGGCCCUGGCGGGGCUGCGGGCGCGACCGGACAAAUUUGGCGGGGUGACCGUGGACCUGGCCGAACUGCGCCGUCCUCUCCGCCUGGAGUGGACCGCCUUCGGGCGGUGGCUGCAGGGCGCGGUGGCCCGCUGGCGGGAGGAAGGCCGCGUCGCCGUCUGGCUGCGCGUCCCCAUCCUCCAGAGCAGGUUUGUGGCGGUGGCCGCUUCGCAAGGCUUUGCCUUCCACCAUGCCGAGCAGGGCUCAUCCACCUUGACGCUAUGGCUGGGAGAAGGGCCCAGCAGGCUACCAGGGUACGCCACCCACCAGCUGGGAGUUGCAGGUGCUGUUCUAGAUGAAAGCACUGGAAGGGUGUUGGUCGUACAAGACAGAAAUAGGACUCUAAAUGCAUGGAAAUUUCCAGGAGGUCUAUCUAAUCCAGGCGAAGACAUUGGAGACACCGCAGUUCGAGAGGUUUUUGAAGAGACUGGCAUUAAGUCAGAGUUCAAGUCCAUCCUAAGCAUAAGGCAGCAACACAAACAGCCCGGAGCCUUUGGGAAGUCAGAUAUGUACAUAAUCUGUCGCCUGGAGCCCUCCUCCUUCAACAUCAGCUUCUGCCAGCAGGAGUGCCUGAGGUGUGAAUGGAUGGACCUCGAUGAGCUUGCUAGGACCAAACAUGCUACUCCCAUCACCAGCAGCGUAGCUAAACUCUUACUCUAUGGAUACCGGGAAGGCUUUGGUAAGAUUGAUAUAACCAUGAGAGAGUUUCCAGCUGUCUACACAGGCCUGUUCUACAAACUAUACCACAGGGAGCUGCCCGAGUCCUACAGAAACAUUACAUGAUAGCAACACAUUUCACAUUUCACUGUAUUAAUAAUUUAGAACUAUUAUUGUAGUGAUAUUUAGACCAUAUUAAAAUUAUCCGUGGACUUCUUUUAGGUAAUUAUUAGAAAGUAAUUAUUUAUUCUGUAAUAAGCUAUAAAUUAUUUUUUAAAAGGUAAAUAUUGCUAUAAGUGUGCAUCAGAUUCAUUUUCCUUUACUCUGUAAAGCAAACGUAAGGUAAAUAAAAUAGCUCUACAUGGAUAUCUAGCAGAAAACAGAAGUGUUACUGAUCCUGAAAAUACAUUUUCCAAGUCAUUUUACCUCCACGCACACUGGCACGAUAGGUUUAAAGAGCAAUAUAAAGACAGUAUGAAACAUUCAUGUUUUAAUCUGGCAUCUGCAAAAGCAGUUAAUAUCAGCAAAUAAUUGCUUAGAUUGUUGCUACUUCAGAGAGGAGUAGGAAACUCGACGUCUUUCGUGUAGUGUGCUAUAUAUGUACUCGGAAUCCGCCAUGGAAAUCAGCUUUUAGCAGACAUGGGAAGGAAAAGGAUAGCUUUCUGUCCAGGUCCAGUUUUGGGUCCAGGUUUGUACUGUCCAGUUCUUUUCAGUGCCACAUACCAAUCAGAGUAUUUCCGUGAUCGGUAAGUGUUAUAGUUAUUAGAUUCCAAACGCUCAAAAAAGAAACAUUCUUCUGUUGCACAUUUCUAAAAGGGAAAGAGAAAAAGCUUAUUGAUAUUCCAUCACAAAUCAAUUCUUCAGAUUCACAGGACUAACUUAUCAAGAACAAGUUAGCAAUACAUUCAGUUUUAAGAAAUUCACAUUAAAUGUUUCCUGUUUAAAGGAAGGGUUAUGGUUAAAAUACAGUUUCUAAGUAUGAUUCAUUUAUUGUCUUUAACACAGAUCAAGCAGAUUCUAGUUUGUUUUCACUACAUAAUUCUUUGUUCUGACCUGAAACUCAGUCACAUGAAGAACCCUGUCCCUUGGCACUUACUGACAGAUCCUGACUUCCAAGCUCAGCAGUUUUUCCAUCUCAUCCUGGGUUAUAAGUUAACCGAAGAGUAGCAUUUAAGAGAGAAGGGAGUAUUUCCCUUGCAUUCCUCAAACCAACCUUUUUAUCAGCUAGAGUACAGCUUUUUAUCAGUACAGCAUAGUUUCAGCAUUUGCCUUUUCUAAUUUUGAGGUUUAACUUUCUAACACUAAUUCGAGUCUGGUUUUGUAGCGCUCUGAAACAGUGGCAAGCCUGCGUCUGUCCAAGAUUUUUUAAAAUUCAAAACUUUUACAAUAAUUUUAAGAAAAGAUCAGACCCAGCUAAGAGGUCUGUUCCACAUAGAAACCGAGCAUACUCUACUAGUGUCUAGAAGUACAUCUAUGGAAUUAUUCUGCUUCUGGAAGUAAGUCUUCAAAACCAACUCCGCCUACCCGGAACUAACAUGCCUUCACACCCACAAAUAAAAAAGAAGGUAGUUCUUCACACAACAGGUAAAAGUUGAGCUGCAGAGCUCCUUACUAUAGGAAGUUACGGUUUCCCCCAGCUUACAUGGAUUCCAGUCACUUUUGGACAAGCUCAUAGUAAAGAAAUUCACUGAUGUUUACUAAAUAGGUAAAACCCAUUCUUGGCUGCAAAGGCCCCAAAGCUGAGAUUGGCUGGAGGCUGGGACACCAAUACAGGGACUUGCUAUGUAUGUCUAGUCUUAACACGCUGCGUUUGAUCACCAUCAGGUAGAAGAUGCUCACCGCAUAUAAAGCCCUCAAAAGGUAAGCCUGCCAUUAGUGAAUGCAGCAUGACACUCUUCCUUCUGCGUGUCUCUGCGCAGCAGAAAGCACUGCUCCCUCGGGGUGACCAUACCAAAGAGAAAGAGUCUUCCUUUUCAAGUGAUCCCUCUCCAUCAGUGAGAUCAUGAAUGGCAGGCACUAUCAGUUGCAGGACUUUAGCCCUCAGAUUUCCCUGGAUAUUUAUUGCCUGGAGGAGUUAAAACCAAGUUAAUUUAACUAUGACUAGUAUUUAUGCCCUCGUAGCACUCACAGCGGCAAACCUGCCCACAGAACCUGUGCUUUAAGCAAAAGAAAUCAUCUUCUCAAAUACAAAGAUGGCAGAAGUUCAAGACAGCAGGAACUUACUGGAGCUGGGGCCGGGGGUGCGACAACGACACGACACUUUCUUUUCAUAUACAUCAUCAACCCAGAAAAUUUUUGGGAAUGCCAGAGAAAAGCUAGUCAUUAAAGAGAAGGCAUGUAAAAUCUUGGAAAGGAGACAGGGAAUGUGAAGCAAUUCCCUAAAGGAGCAGGCUGCUUUCUGUUACAGCCUUCUGUUAAUAUUCAUGAAGUAUCCAACUAGAACUGAAAAGUGAGCUUGGAACAACUAGACUUCAUACGGUGUGCACGAAAAGGUACAGAAGAGUAGCUCCUCAUAUAUGCCAAGUUUCUGUAGCUACAAGCAAUUAAGUCAUUGAAAUGCAGUCUGGAAUACAGUGAUCUGUCUCACACAUACGUCUUCAAAUAGAAGGGGGUUUCUUCCACUUCAGCCAUUUUCAGAUAUGAAUUUUGGUUUCUAAGGAAAAGAACUUGUAAGAGAAAAUCCAUGUGCAAUUUGUCAUUUCUGUAACUCACUAGUAUUUUUACAUUUCAAAUAGCAGAAUUAACAAUUCUCAUAUGAUUUGUAUUUUAAAUAAUCUUUCUCAAAAUAAAUCGUAUUUUAGUGCCUUUCAUUCCA
Molecule: messenger RNA, 3553 nt
Organism: Grus americana (Whooping crane)
Lineage: Eukaryota; Metazoa; Chordata; Aves; Gruiformes; Gruidae
Gene: NUDT6
Product: nudix hydrolase 6
Exons: 5
Coding region: 1-864 (287 amino acids)
Molecular function (GO): ADP-ribose diphosphatase activity; NAD binding; NADH pyrophosphatase activity
Source: RefSeq, a predicted model, not a curated record